AUGACUGUUUUUAUAACUAUAUAUCGCAAUAAGAGAUGGACCUAUAGGGCCUUUAUGGAUUUCGUGAUAAAUACUGUUGAUACCCCAGGUACUAAUGUCAGUCUCCAAAGGCAACAGCGUCUUACUGAAGAAUUUGUGCCUCGUGCAGAUUUGCUUCUUUUUCUUAUUUCUGCUGAAACACUGGCAUUGGAAUGCCCUGGCCCAUGGGUUUGGACUUUGGUGUAA
Messenger RNA from Dovyalis caffra, 225 nucleotides. The record is from the annotation of a GenBank genome assembly. NCBI's taxonomy places the organism in Eukaryota, Viridiplantae, Streptophyta, Magnoliopsida, Malpighiales, Salicaceae.